CUGAAAAGAUAGCAGAACAUCUAUGAGCUUGACACCAACGCCCGUCACCUGCCUCUGGCACCACCACAACAGCCACCGAAGAAAAGAAUGACAAAUCACCCCCCCCACCCGAGCUCGACGCGGCUCCAUCGCUGAUAUGCAGCUUUGCGGACCUCCAAGGUGGCUCACCAAAAGUGAAGCCAUUGACGUUGAACGAAUCAGACCAGGGCAACACCCCGGACACACCAUCGAACUCCAAAUGUAGCACCUCACCACGACUAAGACACCGAAGGAGGAAACCAUAUCUGCCAUCCACGAACCAUGAACUCAUCACACGUUCCGUCUUCCAGAUGUCGUCGAUGCAGUCCACAAUCUGCAUCCGCUCCUGGACUACCUCCCAAGCUCCGCGUCGACGCUGGAGCAAACAUCGUCGCAACGACGGAGCUUGAGGACACAGGUCCACCACGAGGAUGCCGUCGCCGCCACGCCAUCCUUGUUUGAACAGACUGGUUUCUAAAUCCAUCUCCAACCAUAGGGCCAAUGGCCUCGUCAGGGAAGGAUCUAAAGAGUAUUAUUUAACAUUGUCAUCGUCGCCGCCGAAGCCAAGACGAUGAACAGUCUAAAAACCUAGACUACGAGGGAGUAAAAACAAUCCAGAUGCGUGGACCCGGGUGGCGCCCAAACCCUAGCCGCUGAGGGCACAAGCUCCCUCCCCCCUCCCUCUACCGUCGCCGGGGGACGUCGCUAGGCUAAGCCCGUGGGCCGACGGUGGUGGUGGAGGACUCCCUCUCUCCUGCGUCACAGGGGUGAUGCGGGGACCGAAAACGUAUGUAGACGCGGCCGAUCCAUUCUAGGCGGUGCGGCGGUGAUGGCUGCAGCAGGCAGCGGCGCGGCGGGCGGCUGCAGGCAGUGGCUCUCUUGUGUUGGUCGUCAUUCUUGGAGGUGUGCAUUGGCUCGAGGGAUCAGUGGACGGUUUCUGCGAUGGAGCGGUGUUUCAGGUGACCACAUCGACGAUGUGGAGUCUCGGCGGCGUGACGUAGCAGGGUCUCGACGAGGGAUGUGUGAUGAUGGACACGCCUAGGAAGGUGGCGUCGUCUGAUGGCGUGUGACGUCGAUGAUAGGCCUGACAAGGUGGAUGCGUCAGUACCUACUCUUAAUAUGGAUCGGUGGAAAGCGGCGGAGACGGCCUCUGUGCCACAGACCCGGCAAUGGGGACUCCUGCUUUAGAUGUUAGGCUUUGGUGCGAAAUCUGUUUGGUAUUCGUGUCGCACAAUCAGCGCCCAUUCAUCAAUUGGAUAGGAGUAGCGAGAGAUAUUGAAUAGAUCGUGGCUUCAGGCUUACUGAUGUAUUACUUUGUAAGGUCUUUGUCUAGAUGCAGAGGCCGGAGGUCAUCCUUCUUUUCACUAAAAAAUAAAAAAGUUCUCAUUUAUUGAUCCCAAUAUCCAUUUUUUUGGAGUAUAAUUUAAGUUUUUCAAAUGUUCACUCCGGGAGAGGUUCCUCACCUGGCAUGAUCAAAUCUCGUUCAAAUAUACUAUAAUCAAUUCAAUUUACUACAGUACUAUCCCGUAAUACAUAAGCCUCCUGUCGGCGGCCCUAUAUUCGCGUAUGUUUUCGCUGCAGCGGUAUUGUGUUCGCUGCAGAGUGAACCGAGUCUCGUCGGCAUGGGUGUAUGUAAUCCAGCACUGAAGCGUCACAUGUGACGCCAAGCUAGUCACUCUUACUUUAGGGGUAGCUGAGAAAUCCUAGAUACUCGGAAUUGACUCUUCAGUGCAUGCUGCUGCGUACGUCAAGGGUGAUGCGCAUAGCCGUGGACCCACCCAACACAAUUCCCAUGGCUCUAGUAGCUUCUCUUCCAACAACUGCUCAGCUUGAUUUGCAAUAUAUAAACAACGAGAACGAAGCUAUGUACGCACACUUGCAAAUUGAGUAUCAAGAGCUUGAAGCUUAAGAGAACACACACGACACAGCAGAGCAAACAGGAGUAGUUUACAAGCGGCAAAUAGGAAGAGAUCGAUCCAAGACGAUGGCCGGCGAAGGAGACGACGUCAAGCUGCUGGGCUCGGUGGUGAGCCCGUUCGCGGUCCGCGUGCGAAUGGCGCUGCACCUCAAGGGCGUGAGCUACGAGUACCUGGAGCAGGACCUGUUCCACAAGGGUGAGCUCCUCCUCGCCGCCAACCCGGUGCUCAAGAAGGUUCCCGUGCUCAUCCACGCCGGCAGGCCCGUCUGCGAGUCGCUCGCCAUCGUGGAGUACGUCGACGAUGUCUGGGCCGACGGCGCCUCGCUCCUCCCUGCCGACUCUUACGGCCGCGCCGUCGCCCGCUUCUGGGCCGCCUACGUCGACGACAAGUUGUUCCCCGCGUGGAUAGGCAUCCUGCGCGCGUCCACGGAGGAGGACAGAGCCGAGAGGCUCGACGCCACUCUCGCGGUGGUCGGGCUCAUGGAGGACGCCCUCGCCCAGUGCUCCGGUGGGAAGGACUUCUUCGCCGGCGACUCCGUCGGGUACCUCGACCUUGCGCUCGGGUGCAACCUGUCCUGGUUCAAGGCGCUGCGCGAGAUGUUCGGCGUGACGGUCAUCGACGCCAGCAGGACUCCGCGCAUGGCCGCCUGGGCUGAGAAGUUCGAGCAGACGGAGGCGGCGAAGGAGGCGGCCCCGCCCAUGAAGAGUAUGGUGGAGCACGCCGGGAAGCUGCGGGCUAUGUGGGCUGCUGCUGCCGCGGCUGCCAAGUAAUAAUUAAGUGGCAAGCUCGCAGGAGUUUCUUGAUUCGGUUGGCCUCGAGUUGUGUUUUGUUUGUUCAUUAUAAAGGUGGUCAUCGUCGGUCGUCUCUUUUAAUUAGUUUACUUAUUAUUAAAGAUUUGUAAAUUUCACUUUUCUACAUUGUGAUCUGUCCAGUAUGCAAUAAAAUGACCAUUUAUAUUUAUAAAGUUGUGGCUGAGCAA
Messenger RNA from Triticum aestivum (bread wheat), 2916 nucleotides. Its product is annotated as probable glutathione S-transferase GSTU6. Gene Ontology annotation, cellular component: cytoplasm. The transcript has a single exon. The coding region runs from base 2003 to 2707 and encodes 234 amino acids. The record is from RefSeq and is a predicted model, not a curated record. Lineage: Eukaryota; Viridiplantae; Streptophyta; Magnoliopsida; Poales; Poaceae. Gene Ontology annotation, biological process: glutathione metabolic process. Gene Ontology annotation, molecular function: glutathione transferase activity.